Molecule: messenger RNA, 1478 nt
Organism: Zerene cesonia (dogface butterfly)
Lineage: Eukaryota; Metazoa; Arthropoda; Insecta; Lepidoptera; Pieridae
Gene: TfIIEalpha
Product: general transcription factor IIE subunit 1
Exons: 9
Coding region: 178-1440 (420 amino acids)
Biological process (GO): transcription initiation at RNA polymerase II promoter; transcription open complex formation at RNA polymerase II promoter
Cellular component (GO): transcription factor TFIIE complex
Source: RefSeq, a predicted model, not a curated record
GUGGCCGCAAACAUGUAGGCAAGUACGUUAGCUGUGUAAGGAUUUUAUUGAAAAUAAGUUAUUAUUUCAAAAAUCAAUGUGAAAAGUGAUUAAUUCUAACAGAUGAAUUGUGAUUUACCGGAAUCGCCGAGGACGACUACCUUUACUUUCUCAAUUGCAGCCAUUCACAGAUAAAACAUGACGGAGGAGCGGUAUGUCACCGAAGUCCCUAGUAGCUUGAAGCAGUUAGCCCGACUCGUAGUUAGGGGAUUUUACACAAUUGAAGAUGCCUUAAUAGUGGACAUGUUGGUCAGAAAUCCAUGUAUGAAAGAAGACGAUAUUUGUGAACUGUUGAAAUUUGAACGCAAAAUGUUGAGGGCUAGAAUAGCAACUUUAAAAAAUGACAAAUUUAUUCAAGUGAGAUUAAAAAUGGAAACGGGUCCUGAUGGCAAGGCACAAAAAGUGAAUUAUUAUUUUAUCAACUACAAAACGUUCGUAAACGUCGUGAAGUAUAAAUUAGAUCUAAUGCGCAAACGGAUGGAGACAGAGGAACGUGACGCGACGAGUCGCGCCAGUUUCAAGUGUCCGUCUUGCAGUAAGACUUUUACUGAUCUUGAGGCUGACCAGCUAUAUGAUAUGAUGACCCAAGAAUUUAGAUGUACGUUCUGCAACCAAGUUGUAGAAGAAGACCAAUCGGCUCUCCCGAAGAAAGACUCUCGACUAUUGCUUGCUAAAUUCAAUGAACAGUUGGAAACUCUAUACAUUCUCCUGCGGGAAGUUGAGGGUAUUAAGUUAGCUCCAGAGAUAUUGGAACCAGAGCCAGUGGAUAUCAACACUAUUCGAGGACUCACAAACAAACAACAGAACCGUCCAGCCGGCGAGCAAUGGUCCGGCGAGGCCACUCGUAACCAAGGCCUUGCGGUGGAAGAGACGCGAGUGGACAUCACUAUUGGGGACACGGAUAACGCGGUGGAUGCCACCACGCUGAGGAAGGAACGCCCUGUAUGGAUGGUGGAGAGCACUAUUGCCGCUAAUGACCAGAGCGAUAGUGUGCACUCAACGGAUAUGGCUUUGGAGAAAGCUGCGAGUACUGCUAGCAACGCGAAGAGCACUGGCAAAGAGAAAACUGAUGACAUCAUGUCUGUACUACUUGCCCACGAAAAGCAAAAUCCAGCAAAUACCACUGCGCAUUCUCUCAAAGGGACAGAACAAGAUAGUGGAUCAGAUUCAAGUGAUAAUGAAUCCAAGGAUCCAUAUAAACUUAAAGAUGAACUGGCUGCUGUGGCUGAAAUGGAAAGCGAAGAUUCAGAAUCAGACGACAAUGUUCCAACUGUGCUAGUGAAUGGUAAGCCAGUAGCGCUAACUAGUAUAGAUGAUGACGUCAUCGCGACUAUGACUCCAUCCGAGAAAGAAACUUAUAUCCAAGUGUAUCAAGAAUACUACAGUCAUAUGUAUGAUUAGAUAAGAUAUAAAUGAAAUAAAUGUUCAUCAUGUGUAAA